GUGCAGGAGUACUAUUUUAUGAUCUGUAAAAUGAGCAUUAUAAGGAUAGUGUGUACAUAGCCAGUGACAGUUACACCAGCCAUCCUGCUUGCAAGCUCCCCGAGUGCUGCUCUCCAUGGCAGACGGGGACUUUAGGUACAUUGAUGCCAGGUCAAAACAAUUUGCGAACGGCGAUGCCUACACCGGAACGUGGGGGCCGAAUAACUUGCCCGAUGGUGAGGGCAAAUAUACAUGGCAGGAUGGCAGCGUGUACGAGGGAAGCUGGAAGGCAGGUUGCAAGCAUGGCAUCGGCAAGCACACAUGGGUCAGCGGCGCAACGUACAAUGGCGAAUGGCGUGACGGCUGCAUGCACGGAGUGGGUACCUGGGAGUCGGCGGACGGGCAGUGCCGCUACCAGGGCGGGUGGCACCGGGAUGUACGACACGGACUGGGGCGGCAGGUGUACGGCAGCGGGGACGUGUACGAGGGGCUAUGGCGCCUGAACCUGCCUCACGGGCCGGGCCGCUACGUGCAUGCGGACGGCAACGAGUACGACGGCGAGUGGCGGUCCGGUCGCAUGCAUGGGCAGGGGACCUUUGUGUGGAGCCAGGGGGAGCGCUAUGAUGGGGAGUGGAAGGACGGUCGCAUGCAUGGUCCCGGCCUCUUCACCGCUGCAGACGGCUCCACCUACGAGGGACGCUGGCGCCGCGGACGGAAACACGGCCUUGGCGUCUUCCGCCCCUCCGCCGGCCCCGCACGGCUGGCGUCAUCUGACGUCAUCGACGGCGGCGCAUUCGUGACGGCCGCCGCCGCCUCCAUCUGCUCCUCACGACUGGCGGACAGCCACAGUCCCAUCCUUCUAGGAGGCGGAGGCGGAGGCUACAGCAGGCUGUACGGCAACGGCGUUGGUGGUACGGCAGCGUCGCCAUUCGCCUCCGUCAACGGUGCGGCGGCGGCCGCCGCUGCCGUCUGCAGCAGUAGCAGCAGGAGCCUGCUAUCAUCCGCGCCAUCACCCUCCGGGCCCAUGACCUUUCCCUCGCUGCCCCCCUCCGUACCUGAAAGCCCCAGGGAGCUGACGUCAACGGCAGCGGCGGCAGCGGCUGCUGCCGUACCGCCGCCGCCUCCGCCGCUGUUGCUGCCGCAGACCUCGGGUGUCUCCGGCUGCUCCUCGAGACUUACAGACACGCCUAGUCCUAUCGGCGCGGGCGGCGGCGGCGGGGGUACCUUCACCCCCAGCCCGAAUGCCUCCUCCAUCACUCCUAGCAUGGGAGCGGGGGGAGUCGGCGCGGGCGGAGGAGCAGGCGGAGGAGCAGGAGGUCCCAUGAUGGGUUGGGUUUCCUCCCCUGGGCUUCAUCAACCUGGUCUCAGUCAUCCGGGUGUCACCAUGUCGGCACCUCAGCACUCCGAAUACCCCCCCUCGGGGUUCACAUGGCCCGAGGUUCCGUCAUUCACCGCCCCUGCGCGCUCGGGAGGUGCGGGCAACGUCACCAGCGGCGGCGGCGGCACUGGUGGCGGCGGCAGUAGCAGGAUGGUGUAUGUACGGAUGUACGACAAGGGUCGCCUGGUACGGGAGACGGCUCUGCGGGCAGAUGUGCUGGAUUGGCUGCUGCCGGCGGGCCCGGCGGAACGGCGCGGGGGCAGGGACGAGCGCGGGGGGGCUACCGGCGGGCUGCUGCGGCUGCUGCGCGGCGGCGCACUGGGUAUGAGUUCCCGCAGCGGCGGCGUGCAGGGCCCCCGACCCAUGGGUCACACCGUCACUCGGGCACACCAGUCAUACGGCCUCAUGGUGGCGCUGCAGCUGGGGAUCAGGUAUAGUGUGGGCCGCAUCAGUCACGAGCCGCUGCCCCGGGGCGGCACCCUGGAGGAGUACUCGCUGCGGGUUCAGCAGGAGUUCCCCCGCUGCGGCAGUGAGAUGACUCCCGUACACCCGGUGGAGGACUUCACGUGGAGCGACUACGCGCCGCUCACCUUCAGGAGGCUGCGUGAGAGUUUCGGAGUGGACGCCAGCAGCUACAUGCUGUCGCUGUGCUCAGACCAGUGCCUGCGCCACCUGCCCUCGCCCGGCAAGAGCGGCAGCGUGUUCUUCCUGUCGCAGGACGAGCGUUUCUUCAUCAAGACCAUGUCGCGUGCCGAGAUGCGGGUGCUGCUGGCGUUACUGCCCACCUACCACCACCACGUGGCUCGGCACCCGCACACGCUGCUGUGUCGCUUCCUGGGGCUGCAUUGCGUCACCACGCCGGGGGGGAAGAAGUACCGGUUCGUCGUGAUGAUUAAUAUCCUCCGUACUCCGCUGCCGCUACACCGAAAGUACGAUCUAAAGGGAUCCACGCUGGGUCGUACGGCAUUGGGAGGUAGGGGUAGCGGUACGGCAAGCCGCAGCACUACGCCGCCCAGAAAUGGCGACAGUACGGCAAACGGUGGUACGGCAGGCGAUGGUGGUACGACGGCCGUGACGGACGAUCCUUCCAUCAUCCUCAAGGACUUGGAUCUGGAUUUGACGUUCAGGCUGGAGGAGGGCUGGCGGGAUCGGCUGCUGUUCCAGCUUCGUUCCGACUGCGGGUUGUUGGCGGGGGUGGGCGUAAUGGACUACUCGUUGCUGGUGGGGAUACACUUCAGGAGCAGGGG
Astrephomene gubernaculifera is the source of this 2604-nucleotide messenger RNA. The record is from the annotation of a GenBank genome assembly. NCBI's taxonomy places the organism in Eukaryota, Viridiplantae, Chlorophyta, Chlorophyceae, Chlamydomonadales, Astrephomenaceae.